Molecule: messenger RNA, 1894 nt
Organism: Centropristis striata (black sea bass)
Lineage: Eukaryota; Metazoa; Chordata; Actinopteri; Perciformes; Serranidae
Gene: ppid
Product: peptidylprolyl isomerase D
Exons: 10
Coding region: 201-1313 (370 amino acids)
Biological process (GO): protein folding; protein peptidyl-prolyl isomerization
Molecular function (GO): peptidyl-prolyl cis-trans isomerase activity; protein binding
Source: RefSeq, a predicted model, not a curated record
UCUCGUCUAAAUAUAUUUGAAAGCCAAACAAAGGCUCUACCAGAAAUCCGUUUCACCACACUCAUAAAAAUCACAGUUCUUCAACGCUUUUUCAACAUUAUACUUUUAUUUUGAAAGUUGCUCACCGGAAAAUAUAGCUGCGUCCACACACCGGCCGGGUUUAGCUAAGUUAGCCGAAACAAGUCUCCCUGUCCUUAAAAAUGUCUCACCCAACACCGCCAAACAAGCCUUCAAACCCCGAAAACCCUCGCGUCUUCUUCGAUGUAGACAUUGGCGGAGAAGGAGCUGGCCGAAUUGUUUUUGAAGUUUUUGCUGAUAUCACCCCUAAAACUGCUGAAAACUUCCGGGCACUUUGCACUGGAGAGAAAGGCACUGGCAAAUCGACUGGGAAACCGCUGCACUUCAAAGGAUGCCCCUUCCAUAGAAUCAUCAAGAAAUUCAUGAUUCAAGGAGGUGACUUCUCCAACCAAAAUGGGACCGGGGGUGAGAGCAUCUACGGGGAGAAGUUUGAGGAUGAAAACUUCCACUACAAGCAUGACAGAGUGGGUCUGCUAAGCAUGGCCAACGCUGGUCCAAACACCAAUGGCUCACAGUUCUUCAUCACUACUGUCCCCACUCCACACUUAGAUGGAAAGCAUGUUGUCUUCGGACAAGUGUUGAAAGGGAUGGGAGUCGUAAAAUUGCUGGAGUCCAUCGACACUAACGAGGACGUCCCAGUAAAGCCAUGUGUCAUAUCAGACUGUGGUGAGCAUAAGGAUGGGGACAGCUGGGGUGCUGCAGCAACCGAUGGAUCAGGGGACACCCACCCAGACUUCCCAGAGGACUCCGACAUUGACCUUAAAGAUGUCGACAAAGUUCUGUCUGUUGCCGAGGAUGUAAAGAAUAUUGGAAACAGUCUUUUUAAGAAUCAAGACUGGAAGGCUGCAGUCAACAAAUAUGGCAAAGCCCUCAGGUACUUGGAGGUGAGUGGAGAGCUGCUGGAGGAGGAGGCGCAGCUGAAGCUGGAGCCCAUAGCCCUCAGCUGCUUCCUCAACACAGCAGCAUGUAAUCUGAAGAUGCAGCUGUGGCAGGAAGCUCUGGACAGCUGCAAUGAGGCUCUGGAGCUGGACCAAGCGAACACGAAGGCACUUUUCCGGAGGGCCCAGGCCUGGCAGGGCUUAAAAGAGAACAGCAAAGCCAUGAUCGAUCUGAAGAAAGCUCAGGGAAUAGCUCCAGAAGACAAAGCUAUCGGCAACGAGAUGAAGAGGGUGCAGCUGAAAAUCCAAGAGGAGAAGGAGAAGGAAAAGAAAAUCUAUGCCAAAAUGUUUGCAUGAACAUUUCACCUCGUGAAGCAGUGAAUUCUUGUUAACGUUUGUCAAUAUUUGAAGUCAUCUCUAUGUGGGAAGCUGCACUCAGAUAAGGAGGCUGUAACCAGGUGAAAAUGGGCAGGUCCUUUCAUGUUUCAAGCGGGCAUAUUUCUCACCGUCUGUGUUGUUUUAAGGGAAUAACUGUUAUAAGCUUUGACCUGUCUUAAUUCUGACAAGUGUCUUCACUGUAAUGAAUAAGUCUGAGCGUUUGUCUGAUGCAUGGCUGACUCCACUGCUCUGAAAAACUGGGUUAACACUUAACACUGGUUCUUGUUCUGGGGUUUUCAAGUAGUUCAGAAAAACAAAGUUGUGUAUGUCAUAUUGUUUCAUGGUAGGGAUUUUGAUACAGUGCCCUUGGACAUUUAAAGUACAUCAAUCUGUUUUUAUUUAUGUUUGGUUUUUUUUACAGAGGUCAAUAAAUGAAAAGGUUAACAGUCAAGAGUUCUUUAUUCAUUACUGUGAUAUCAUCUAAUGAUUUUAUGUACAAUACUGUGCGGAUCAAAAGUUGUCCAAAUAUACCUGGAAUAAAUGCUGAAAUAAAAAUGAGA